Messenger RNA from Wallemia mellicola CBS 633.66, 603 nucleotides. Its product is annotated as Yip1-domain-containing protein. The record is from RefSeq and is a predicted model, not a curated record. Lineage: Eukaryota; Fungi; Basidiomycota; Wallemiomycetes; Wallemiales; Wallemiaceae. Gene Ontology annotation, cellular component: membrane; trans-Golgi network. Gene Ontology annotation, biological process: vesicle fusion with Golgi apparatus; endoplasmic reticulum to Golgi vesicle-mediated transport. The transcript is spliced from 3 exons. Bases 1 to 603 code for a protein of 200 amino acids.
AUGAGUAGCAGCUAUAGUGGCCCUUGGUAUCACGCAUUCGGUAGUGGCGGUCUCGACGGUGAAGAUCCACUCCUCACUGAGCUUGGUAUAAACUUCAGCCAUAUCACUACAAAGUCUCUCGCUGUUCUCAAUCCUUUUAGCAACAAAAUAGACAAUAGAUUAAUGGAUGAUGCUGAUUUAGCUGGUCCUUUGGUAUUCUGGGGCGCUUUCGGUUUAGCCUUGUUGUUAUCUGGAAAAGCUCAAUUUGGCUACAUUUAUGGUGUAGCAUUAAUAGGCAGUUUGAGUAUUUAUUCACUCCUCAACGUUAUGAGUCCACAGGGUAUUGAAGUAUCCCGAACUGCCUCUGUCUUGGGAUACUGCCUUCUUCCGAUGGUUAUACUCUCAGUGAUAAGUGUACCAUUUCAAAUGGAUAACUGGAUUGGGUAUGGUUUGUCAGCUUUUACUACCCUUUGGUGUACAUUCUCAGCUAGUGGAAUAUUUGUAACAGUACAGCAAAUGUCUGAACAACGCCUUCUCGUCGCCUAUCCUGUUGGGCUUCUCUAUGCAUGUUUCGCCCUCCUUAGCGUAUUCUCUGAGGGUGGAGUAGUAAACAAAACAACUUAA